AUGAACGAACUAGCCUGUUUAGAGAAGGUCGCGCUCAUCCAAAAAGCACAUACAUACAAGGAGUCCCGCCGGUGGGAGAAACGUGAGCGACAACGAGUGGGAGCUCCCGCUGCGCUGCCGGGGGGUCAAGGAAGGAGAAAAAGGGCCCCGGGAGGGGGCGGUCUCGGUGGAGAGCCAGUUACUUCUUCCCCCCUGACGAGCCAGUCAGCCAGUCUGGUGUCGACGCAGCGAGUAUAUGCCAGAUGCACGUCUGACACCUGCCGCUUGCAGUCUAGCACCGAGAUGGCUGCGUCUAUUGCCUUUUCGACUAGGCUUCACCCUCAGGCAUGGCCUGGAGGCACAGAUAUCAGUCGCGCCGGCGCGGUCAUGGCUCCUGCGAGCCGCAUGGCUAACCUAACUACGCUGCCGGAAGAGAGUGGGCAGCUCGAUCGCCUGGCACUCUGA
This is a messenger RNA of Trichophyton rubrum CBS 118892, 444 nucleotides long. RefSeq lists its product as uncharacterized. The record is from RefSeq and is a predicted model, not a curated record. The transcript has a single exon. Lineage: Eukaryota; Fungi; Ascomycota; Eurotiomycetes; Onygenales; Arthrodermataceae. The coding region runs from base 1 to 444 and encodes 147 amino acids.